AUGCCUAGAAUACCUUACCAACAGCAUUUGGCUCAAAAAGCAGCUUUGAAAGCUGGGUUUGGGUCAAGAAGAGCAAGUGUAGUAGAAAGCGAGACUGAUGCAGAAUCAUUAUUCUCCUCCACUACAUUCCAAUCAAACUCAAAUUCAUCUUCAUCUUUUCUUCAUCCUUCAUCGUCAACAAGAUACGCUCAUCGUCAUCAUCAUCAAUAUCCUUAUUCAUAUAAUGGUUCUCGUACGAUAUCAUCUACUUCAUAUGAUUCUUCCUCAUAUUCAAGAGCAGCGGCAUCAGGAGCAGCAGAAGCGGGUGCGGGAGCAGGAGCAGCAGGAGAUCAAACUUCUUCACCUUCUUCACCGUCAUUCGACGCAUCAAGAAAUCCCAAUUCUGAGCCUGAAUCAAAACAAGUUCACAGGAUCACUUCCAAUAUCACCGUCAAAGAAUCAGUAAAAGAUUUUGGAAUUCCUUUGAAUUCAGCUGUGGGAUCAGGGUCAAGAUCAAGGUCUUUAUCACCUUCUUAUCUCUUGACCGUACCUCGUAAACAUUCAUUGACCAGUAUCAGUGGUGGUCCUGGUGGUAAAUCCGACAGAAGGGAAAAGAGAAGGAAAGAAAAAGAAUUGAAAUCAACCUUAUUAUCAGGUAAAUAUGAUUCGCCAUUGAGGAGGUGGAUUAGAUAUAUGAAUAAAAGCGGUUUCAGCCAUUAUACACUUCCAACUGCAAUAUUAGGUUAUAUAAUCAUAAAAUACAUAAUCAGAAUCUCGGCCCAACAAGAAGAACAAGAUGGAUUGAAAUCAGGGUGGAAAAGAAGUGUGAUAGAAGAAGUUGUUUGGCUAUUGACUGUUCAUCAAUAUGUAAUGAAACAAAUCAAAUCAACGGGUAGAAGUUCAAGAUCCAAGAUUACUGCAAUCCUAACUAUAUUACUUUCACCUUUAUCGUUAUUCUCAAAAAAUCGAAUAUUAUCGAUGGGGACCAUACUAGGACCUAUAACUCUUCUCUCCUCGGCUCGCGAUCUAGUUUCAAUACUCUGCCUAGCGUUGGGCUUGGCUGUGAAGAGCGAUGGCUGGAUCUGGGCUUUUGGUGUUGCAGUAUAUACGAUAGGAAGAGGAAUAUGGAUGAAUGGGAUUGAAGGAAUCACGCAUAUCACGCUGUCCGUUACGGUAGCUACUCUGGGAAUAGCUUCAAGGGCGAUAACCGCCUGUCCAACAGAGCUUCUGCGCAUUCACAGUAUGCAAAGUCUCAUCAGGUAUAUCCAUUCACCGUGGUCGGACAAAUUAGAAAGAGUCCUCACCACGGACUCCGGUAGGGUCGACGAGUACUGUAAAUCAAUUGUACCCUUUCCUAGCAUAUCUCUUCUGAUCGACCAAAUGAAAAACCACAAGCUGCAGCUCAGUCUCACUAUCCUAUCUAUGAUUCCACCCGUAUCAAUAUUGUUAUACUCCAGUUUAUCUUUACGACCGGGAAACAAAACAAGACCUUCGCCAACUAUUCAUUUCCUUCCACUAUUCCUCUUUCUCAUCUCAAUACCGAUUUAUCUGUUCUCGACAGAUCGAGAAGAUAUCGUAUUGCCCCUCAUGCCUUUUACUUUGCUUAUGGGUCUACGGGGAGGUGCGGCAAAAGGAAGUGAAGGUAACGGUACCGAAGAUGAAAUCUGGAGGAUUGGAAUAGGACUCAAUUUCAUUUCUUUGAUCAAUCUGAUGCCACUCUAUUCGUCAUUUACAGAAAUGGCAAUCUCCACUGGGAUGACUAUCUUGUGGAACACCUUGAUAGGUGGUUCACCGCUCAUGUCAUUGUUGAUCGCUGUACGCCAAUCGUUUUCAAUCAUCAUACCCUCGAGCAUCCUGCUAAAGUACAUCCUACCGAUGGAAAUCGCCCUGUGCAAAGGUGUAUAUGUGAUAGCUUGGUUUUGGGCAAUGAAGAAACUGAUCGAAAACGCUUGGGCUAUAGGUGGAUUAAGUGGGAACGGUAACAAGAGGAUUAAGUUGAACCUCAAAGAGAAGUUGUCUUGA
Molecule: messenger RNA, 2001 nt
Organism: Kwoniella shivajii
Lineage: Eukaryota; Fungi; Basidiomycota; Tremellomycetes; Tremellales; Cryptococcaceae
Exons: 7
Coding region: 1-2001 (666 amino acids)
Source: RefSeq, a predicted model, not a curated record